Molecule: messenger RNA, 1227 nt
Organism: Rhododendron vialii
Lineage: Eukaryota; Viridiplantae; Streptophyta; Magnoliopsida; Ericales; Ericaceae
Product: probable adenylate kinase 7, mitochondrial
Exons: 4
Coding region: 97-945 (282 amino acids)
Biological process (GO): nucleobase-containing compound metabolic process
Cellular component (GO): cytoplasm; mitochondrion
Molecular function (GO): AMP kinase activity; ATP binding
Source: RefSeq, a predicted model, not a curated record
CCUCAUUCCAUUCAAACCCCCUUUUUCUUCUCUCUCUAGACCUCCGCCGCUCUCGCACUAAACCCCCAUUUUCUCUCUCACCCUCGCAACCCCGCCAUGGCCGCACUCUGCCGCUCGAGACUAGCGGCGCACCCGAGGUGGCUGAGGACGUUCACCUCGAUUAGAGGUUACGGAUCAUCUGCGGCGGCGGCUCAGGUCCAGUACGACUACGACUACGACGACGACGAGGAGUUCGAGAGCGACGCGUGGCGUAAUCGGGACCGUACGAUUGGCGAGACGGAUGGAUCGGCGACGGGGAGGGGAGUGCAGUGGGUGAUAAUGGGGGACCCACUGGCGAUGAAGCACGUGUACGCCGAGAGGCUGUCGAAGCUCCUCCACGUGCCUCACAUUUCCAUGGGCACUCUCGUUCGUCAAGAGCUCCACCCUCUCUCCUCUCUCUACAAACAGAUUGCGAAUGCUGUGAACCAAGGGAAGCUUGUUCCAGAAGAUAUCAUUUUUGGUCUGUUGUCAAAGAGGUUGGAAGAAGGUUACUCCAGGGGGGAAACCGGGUUUAUUCUAGAUGGAAUUCCUCGCACGAGGAUCCAAGCUGAGAUCCUUGACCAAAUUGCUGAUAUUGAUUUAGUUGUUAAUUUCAAAUGCACGGAAGAUUGCUUGUUGAAUCAGCAUAUGAGAACUGGAAUUUAUUCUCCAGGAAAAGAAUUUCUCAGCAUGAGCAAGUCGGGGUAUCCAAGUUCUUCAAGUUCUGACGCAGAAGGUGCCUGGAAAGAUAAACUCAGUAUGCGUGCUGAGCAGAGCAAGCCAUUAGAAGAUUAUUAUCGGCAACAAAAGAAGCUCCUCGACUUUCAAGCGGCCGGUGCACCUGGAGAAACCUGGCAAGGUCUCUUGGCAGCAUUACAUCUUCAGCAUAUGAAUGCCAUCUCUUCUUCGCAGAAGCUGACUGCAUGAUUUCACACUAUGAUUUCUCAACUAGCUCCAUUCUUAUUCAUCUUGUGGUAUAAUACAUCAUAAUUGUGAGUGUAGCGUAGUUAGCUGGAGUUUUCCACAGUGAAUAGCUCCUGCUUAUUUUUGAGGACUUGAGGUUUUUUUCUUUCGUUUUUGUUUUCCAAGUGCAAUGUGUUUUUGUAUCUGUUUUGUAUCGUGGUUUCAGCAAGAAGCUGAACUGGAGAGAAGAAUAUUCUUGGCAUUGUUCCGAGCGUUAUAUAUGUCCGUUAAAACAAUUGAUCGAAA